This is a messenger RNA of Nilaparvata lugens (brown planthopper), 878 nucleotides long. RefSeq lists its product as uncharacterized. NCBI's taxonomy places the organism in Eukaryota, Metazoa, Arthropoda, Insecta, Hemiptera, Delphacidae. Bases 279 to 878 code for a protein of 199 amino acids. The record is from RefSeq and is a predicted model, not a curated record. The transcript is spliced from 2 exons.
GGGAAAGCAAGUGCAAAGCAAAGAAAUGUAUCAAUAGCUUGGAUAGAUUAUGCUAAAGCAUUUGACUCGGUUCCACAUAGCUGGCUGUUGUAUGUUCUCCAGCUCUACAAGGUGAAUUCCGCAGCAGACUUGAUAGGGUUCUAAAAGGAAAACUAUCUGCAAAUAAUUGCAUCAAGGCUGUGAAUACUUGGGUGAUCCCAGCAUUGACCUACACCUUUGGAAUUCUGAAGUGGUCAGAUACUCGAUUGGAGCAGAUUGAUAGGUGUGUCAGGACAAGGAUGACUAAAUUCAGGAUGCAUCAUCCACGUGCCUCAGUUGCUCGAUUUUACCUACCAAGGAGUAUGGGAGGUCGCGGUUUGAUGAGGGUAUCAAGGUUGUGUGUAAGACAGGAAACGAAGUUAAGAUCUUACUUCCAGAAUGCUGAUUCAGAUUUGUUUGUGAAGGUAUGCCAGCUGUAUAAUGGUUACACAGCCCUUGAUUUAAGAAACCAAAGAGGGAGCGAGCUGCUAUCUGCUCAAGACCUAAAAGAAGAAUGGAGGACAAGAGAGUUAUAUGGACGGUUUUAUGGGCACCUUAAUUCAGAGCCAACAGAGUAUAUGUUGCGCCAUAACAAUGUGGCAAAAAUUGUGCACUUGGAGCUGCAGAUCAAGUUUUGGAAUAUUGCAGAGGUCCUCCCUUACUAUAACUAUCAGCCUCCUCCUCUGGUUGAGUUCAAUCACGUCAAGAUCUACUGGGAUGUCCAAAUGAUUACAGACAGGCGAGUAGUACACAACAAGCCAGACAUCCUAGUAUUGGAUCAGCUGGAGAAGAGAGCUUAUAUAAUUGAUAUAGCUGUACCUUCAGAUGAGAAUGCUCAGAAGACCAGAGGUCUACAAUAA